AUGGAUGGAGUGAAGGAUGCUGCAAAAGCUGAAAAUUUAAGAAAAUUGUUCGAGAAUGCGCAGAAAGCAAUCAAGGCUUACCAGGAGGCUCGAGAAGAUGAGCCAAGUACCCCGCAAAUACUAACGGUCAAAGACAAUGAACUUCUGGUUGAAAGUUCAGAGAAAAAGAAGAGGAAAUCUGAAGAUGGUAAAAAAAAAGAUGAUGAGGAAGCGAAUGAUGAAGAAGGGGAUAAUGGUGAAAAGAAUAAUGGAAAAAAGGAUGGUGAAGAAGAGGAUGGUAAGGAAGCUGAAGCUGAUCAGGGGGAUAAAGCUAAUAAAAAACCUCGGCAUGCAGCAAUGGGGAAGUCUCGAAGAAAUUGGAGAGGUAAAAAAAAUUUCGGAAACUACAACAAUGGACGCGGAGGAGGCCAAUACCAAAAUCGUGGUUCUAGCGGUGGAGGCCGUUAUCAAAAUCGUGGUUCUCGCGGUGGAGGCCGUUACCAAAAUCGCGGGUAUCUAUUAAAAUGA
Molecule: messenger RNA, 507 nt
Organism: Cotesia glomerata
Lineage: Eukaryota; Metazoa; Arthropoda; Insecta; Hymenoptera; Braconidae
Product: nucleolar protein 58-like
Exons: 3
Coding region: 1-507 (168 amino acids)
Source: RefSeq, a predicted model, not a curated record